Molecule: messenger RNA, 1242 nt
Organism: Solea senegalensis (Senegalese sole)
Lineage: Eukaryota; Metazoa; Chordata; Actinopteri; Pleuronectiformes; Soleidae
Product: NAD-dependent protein deacetylase HST1-like
Exons: 12
Coding region: 327-1052 (241 amino acids)
Source: RefSeq, a predicted model, not a curated record
CUGAACGAGCAGCUGAGGCAGGAAAUACAGUUUGUAGUUAUGAUGUGAGGUUUGUGUGUGCGUUAACCUUCCUUCCUGUGUGACUCACCUCUGUGAGGAGGAGGAGGGUUGUUUCAUCAUCACUUCAGGAAAUGUUUGUUGCUUCAGAGGCAGAUGAAGCAGCGAGAUUUAACACAACGAGCAAACGCAGCGUUUUACUGUCAGUGUCAUUAUAACGUUACAGUUUGUGCGUCGCUCGUCCUCCUGGUUCCUCCUGGUUCCUCCUGGUUCCUCCUCGUUCUGUUGUAACUGAACUAACGUGUUCUUCUGACCUCCUCAGAUGGAACAUGGACUCCUCCUGGUUCCUCCUGGUUCUGUCAGCCGCUGUCUUUGUCUCCAUGGCUCUGCUGACCGUCGUCUGCCUGUCCUGCUGGAACAAAGGUCCGCUGGUGUCCAUCAGACAAACACAUGCUUCAGAAGAAUACAUGCCGUCCACGGAAUUCAGAGUCAUUCAUCCAUUUCAGAUAACCAGUGAUCUGAACUCCAUCCGCUCUGCUCACCACCUGCUCUCACCACCGAGGGUUGUCUCGUCUUCAGCUGAUUCUGGAACUCAGCGGAGACACCGAUCCUUCACACCAACAGAAACUGAAAGUAAUCCAAGUUAUGAAAACCCAGCAGAAGGACCUGAGUAUCUGAACUCUGACCUGAAUCUGGCCGACAGUGACGUAGAAGAUCCCGGCUACAUCAUCGUGAUUCCUGACAGUGACGCUCUGGCACCAACAAACCAGAGCCAAGUCUCGACGCCCAGUUCAGACGUUCGACACGAGUACGUGAACCUCGAAGAUGAGAAACGUGAAGAACAGGGAGAAGAACGGGAGGAGGACGAGGAGGAGGAGGAGGAGGACGAGGAUGAGGAGGAACGGUACUACCUGAAUGUGGAUCCACAGGACUCUCAAACUGCAGCUCAGAGCAACUCUGACGACGAUGACGAUGAUGAUGAUGAUGAUGAUGAUGAUGAUGAUGGGAACUACGUCAAUCAGCCUCCGGUGAUUGACACUCAUCUCCGAGCAUGAUGGGAUGUCUGUCGCCUCGUUUUCAAGGAUCUGAGUGAUUGAGGGCGGAGCCUGCAGAAGAACAACAAACUCUAAUCCCAAAGCUUCAUCAUUACAACAUAAGGAAGAAAACUGAUGAGAGGCAUUUACGUCAGUUUAAGUGUGUGAUAUUUUUAACUUUAUCUCACUUUCACACACAAAACCCCAGAGA